AUGAAAGCAUCAUGUCUCCUCGGCAACUCCGCAACAAUAACCACCCCCCAAUUCCUGGAUCACUUCCGCCGAGCAUGGACUGAGUCGCAACGCCUUCCCGGCCUCCGCAGAUCCCUCAUUCCACGACGACUAGGAUUGGCGGUAAGCGGUGGCGCAGACUCCAUGGCCCUGGCAUAUCUAUGCAAGCAAUUAGAGAAAAGCGGGCUCGUGGAAGAUCUAUCCGUCACGGCAUUUGUGGUCGAUCAUAAAGCCCGAGAGGAGAGCUCGCGGGAGGCGAGGAUGGUUAAGGGGUGGCUUGAUGAGCUUGAAAUAACCACCAGAAUCCUGGAGCUAGACUGGUCCAGCGCCAUCACCAGUGAAGGGAAAGAAAAGCCCUCUGCGUUCGAGACAUUCGCCCGCAGACUCCGCUUCCAAGCCCUCGGGACGGCAUGUCGCGAUAACAACAUCGAAACACUAAUGAUGGGCCAUCAUCAAGACGAUAACGUCGAGACGACGCUGUGGCGGCUAUGCACGGGGGCCAGAGGUGCAGGUCUUAUGGGGAUUCCGCGCGUUGCCAGAAUCCCGGAGUGUCAUGGCAUUUAUGGGGUUGCGGAGAGUGGGAAGGCGGUUGAGUUGCCUGGGACGAGGAGGGGGGUGGUUGCGAGUGGGGGGCUGACGAUCUGUCGGCCGUUGCUUUCGUUUCCGAAGGUGAGGCUGUUGGAUACAUGCCACAAACAUGAUAUUCCCUACGUCAAUGAUCAAACGAACUUCGACCCGACUCUUACGCCCAGAAAUGCAAUCCGGAGUCUUGUCUCCGAGAAUCGCUUACCACGCGCCCUUGCACCGCCAUCUAUCCUCUCCUUGAUCCAAGCAAGCCAAGAUCUUCUCAGAGACACAAUCACCCUCUCAAAUGAAAUCCUCCGACACUGCAACCUCAUCGAUCUCAACCUCACCUCAGGAACCAUGAUCAUCCAAUUCCCACCUCUAAAAUCUGCCCAACCAACCGGUACAAUCCCAACAAGACGAACUACAAAGAACCAAGACCAGCGGAACCGCCAGAUUCAAGCUGUCACUCUACGCAGGAUAACGGAGUUGGUAUCACCUUUCCCGGAGAGUCAUUUUCCGUUGAGGGGUUUUGGGGGUUUUACGGAGCGGGUUUUCCAGCCAUUAGGCACUGAUAGACCAGAACGGCAGGCUUUCACGCUGGGAGGGGUCAUGUUUCAACCUUCUCAGAGAGAAUUGGCAGAUCAUGAAAGUGCCAGGGAUAUAUGGUUCAUAUCCCGACAACCGUUCAUGCGCCAUCGUCUCCCAAUCCUCGAUUUUACUAUCCCAGCUCCUCCCGUCACCAAGCAGCAAAAACAGCAUAUACACCGCUCUGAUAGAUAUGAAUAUACACCCUGGAAGCUUUGGGAUAACCGCUACUGGUUCCGACUUGCCAUAACACCAAACGUGCCCUCAUCCUCACCUUCGACAACUACCAGAACAAACAACGAGAAUAACGAUGUCUUCCUGGCUGAAAAUACCCUACUAGUCACGGUUAGACCGCUGCAACAAGCAGACAUACACCAUCUACGAGAAUAUCUAUCUUCCUCCCCUUCCCCUUCGUCAUCCUCGUCACAAUCCACGACAUCAUCACAACAUCAACAACCGAAACAAACCCAGAACAAAAAACGAAAGAAAGUCAACCCCCUCUGGACACAACUAAACGACACCCUUUCUCAAGAAUUACCAGGUCAAUCUCGAUUCACCAUCCCCGUUUUGUUUAUUAAGCAUGGUGGAGAAGAGAGAGUACUCGCAUUACCAACAUUAGACAUCCACUUCCCAUUAUCGAUGUCUAUAUCCAAUUCCGUUCCAGGAGAAAGAAUACCAUGUGAAAUACGCUGCGAAUGGAUGUACAAAAUGAUCGACGGAGAAACUGUCAAGUCAAUGUCUGGCUGA
This is a messenger RNA of Aspergillus ruber CBS 135680, 1917 nucleotides long. RefSeq names its product tRNA lysidine(34) synthetase. The transcript has 3 exons. Gene Ontology annotation, biological process: tRNA processing. NCBI's taxonomy places the organism in Eukaryota, Fungi, Ascomycota, Eurotiomycetes, Eurotiales, Aspergillaceae. The record is from RefSeq and is a predicted model, not a curated record. Gene Ontology annotation, molecular function: ligase activity, forming carbon-nitrogen bonds; ATP binding. The coding region runs from base 1 to 1917 and encodes 638 amino acids.